This is a messenger RNA of Prorocentrum cordatum, 1038 nucleotides long. The record is from the annotation of a GenBank genome assembly. Lineage: Eukaryota; Dinophyceae; Prorocentrales; Prorocentraceae.
GCGAACCUCGGCAAGUACCGCAUGUGGAACCGAGGCGGCUUCGAACCAGAAGGGCACCAGGCGCUGGGCACAGACGUGUGGGUCGGUGGCGCCCGGACGCCAGCGAAGCACCGCGGCCUCAAGGUGCUCGGCACGCCCCUGGGUACGCCAGCGUUCGCAGCCAGGUGUGCCUGGGCCCUCCUGCCACGGUGCAACCACGUGCUGCGCACGCUGCCGCCAUCCCUGUCGCAGCCUUACGCGGAGGGGCACGACCGCUCGCUCCAGGAAGCGCUGCGCGGCUUCCUCGACCUUGCCCCCACGACGGCGGACGCGGAAAGACUCUUCCGCGUGAGUUCGCUGCCGCUCGGCCCCGGCGGUCUCGGGCUGAGUGCAGCAGCGCGCACGGCUGAGUGUGCCUACUGGGCGUCGUGGGCAGACGCGCUCCCCAGGCUGCGACAAAGAAACCUUCUAGCAGCAGCAGAGCUCACCUCCGCCCUCCGCGCUGGGACAGGCGCCGCGGCCGAGUGUCUCCAGGAGGCCGGGCGCGCUGGGGUCGCAGCCACUCGCGACGGCUUUGCUUGCCCAAACUGGCAAGAGGUCUGGGACGGCGCGCGCCCGCAGCAGACGGAGCCAGAGCCUGGCGAGUGGAAGCACGGAUGGCAGUACCACGCGGCGGGGGACCACGUCCGCACCAACGUGUUCUUGCGCGACAUGAACCUGCCAGGCAUCCGGGCCGACGACAGGCGCCGAGUCGAGGUCGCCAUCGACGCCUGCAUGGCCUGCCGCGCGCCCGGACUUGUGCUUCAGCGAGCCCGCCGCCACAAGCAGACCACCUACCCCGAACUCGUGGGCCCCAGGCGCAGCUAUUUCUUGGUGGCCGGAUCAGAAACGGGCGGACGCUGGGACGAGGAAGCGUACAAGUUCCUCGUGGUCUCGGCGCGGGCCCGGGCCAGGGGCGCGCCAGAUGCGCUUCGAGGGUCGCUGACAAGGGCGCUUCUGCACAGGUGGACUGGCAUGCUGCCCUUUGCCAUCCACGAUGCCUUGCGGCUAGCCUACUAA